AUGGACGGAUCUAGGAUGAGUAGAAAUUACCUGCGCGAGAUGGAGGAGAAAAUUUUCCACGUCAAGAUGAAAUCCAAUCGGUUUCCGGAUGAGCUGCUGCGGCAACUGAGCGAGCACGAGCGUAUUCAGGCUGGCCGGAAAACGGAAAUCUCGGACCGGAAGAGGAGGCCGCGCGGCUCCGAGCACCUCUUCAACGCCGAUUAUAACUUUCGCGGAUCGAAUUACUCGACUCUGGGAAGAUCUCUGCUGGAGAGCAUCCGCACGAGGGUGUUCGGAUUCAAGCCCCUGGAAAAUAGAUACGACGAGGGCGAAUGGAAAUGCGAUAGCAGAAAUAUUGAUGAACUGAGGUUACCGAAGGAGACGAGGCACGCCAUCCAGCAGCACGGAUCCAGGAUGUGCCUGAAUUGCAGCAGGAAGUCGAGGAACGUGCGGAACACGGAGGCGCAGACGAGUCCCGUCAAUUCGGUGACGAAAAUUGGGACGAAGGAGAGGAGAUCGGCGAUUCCGUGUCCUUUGAAUCUCCUCUGCGAUCGCGGCAUUCAUCUGGGAAAAUGCGAGCCGAACGUGAGAAGGAAGAUCCAUUCGCCGCCGGCCUGCGAUCACAGCUGCACCUGCAGAAAAAGUGGAAUUAUAUCGAAGCAUCCGGGGAAGGCGGAAAAGGUUCUGGACGGAGACGCGGAGCUGCGCGAGAGUACAUCUCUGGAAACUAUACUGAAGCUGAUGGAGCCGCUGUCCAUCGUCAAUUCCGAGUAUCCACCUCCGAAAUCGCCGAAGCGUAAGUGAAAUUGCCUA
Nicrophorus vespilloides is the source of this 792-nucleotide messenger RNA. RefSeq lists its product as uncharacterized. The transcript has 3 exons. The record is from RefSeq and is a predicted model, not a curated record. The coding region runs from base 1 to 783 and encodes 260 amino acids. Lineage: Eukaryota; Metazoa; Arthropoda; Insecta; Coleoptera; Silphidae.